Messenger RNA from Haliotis rufescens (red abalone), 2921 nucleotides. RefSeq lists its product as uncharacterized. The transcript has 6 exons. Lineage: Eukaryota; Metazoa; Mollusca; Gastropoda; Lepetellida; Haliotidae. The coding region runs from base 102 to 1040 and encodes 312 amino acids. The record is from RefSeq and is a predicted model, not a curated record.
UCAGUUAUAUGCUUCCGGAAGGUCAUCCAAUCUCUCUCACGUAAUACUACGGUGGGAUCUGAGUUGAUGUUUUUCCUUCUAGACACAUCUACCAUCCAACUAUGAAGGUACCAAUGAAGAAAAUGGCCCUCAUUGACGAAGAAACUCAGGAUGAAAUUUCUCAAAGUGAUUCAUCAUCAAAAGGUGUUAAGGGACAGUUGAAGGACACAUCGUACCAAGCAGGCUUUGCAGAUGCUGAAUCUCAAAAGGGCCAAGAAAAAAUGACAGCGGAGUUGGAGCAAGCUGACGUAGUUGCGUCACAGCACCUAGAGAGGUUGAAUUACCCAACUCAAUCCUCAGAUCUCUUCCAAGGACCGGUCGGUCAGAUUCAAGAAGCCGAUACAGUAACUUUGCUUCAAACAACUGCAAUAACAACGACUGCAAAACGUCAGACCUCCUUAGAUGGAACUCCUGGUUUAGAUGCUGUUAGUCAACUGACAGUGAGAGGUCAGAAAGGGUGUCUCAGCUUUCACCCUAAUAUAUCUGAUGACCAGCAAGAUAUUCAGUCUAAAGAGAAUAUCACAUUGUCUGAUCAACCAAAUUCAGUCGAUUGGUCUCUUGGUGUGAUUCAAAACGAUUUGUCUCUUACGGAAUCGUUUGAACCAUUCGAAGAGGAAAGUCCUAUAUUUGAGUCUGCAAGCAAGAAGGCAGAACUACCAGUUGAUGACGACAAGAAACUCGAGUUGACACUGGCUGAUAUUCACGAGCAGCAAGUGAUGUCUGGAACAUGGGUUGACCCUGAUUUCCCACAGUAUUGCACACUGUCAGCAAGAGAGGCUUCAUUUCCAGCUAUAGCCAUGCUUGAUGGGGUCAGAGGCAACAAAACUGACUUUGCCAUGAAUGGGUUCUUUUACAGAAACACAAAAGGUAUGUUUCAGGAUUUGCAUCUGUUACCUGUUUCCACUGCGGGUGUUCUCCUAGGCAGUGGCAGUUGGGGAUGUUACCCAGGACAGAACACAUCAUCCUAUCACCACGAUGCCGUGCCGUCCUCCUCUGAAUAGACCAUGACACUGACACGCAAACACAUUUUCAAACAGUUUUGCCAAAUGUAAAUAGUGGUCCCGAGCUGUUUGAUAGUGUGACAGUUACAGUAGCUGAAACAUUUCCUUGUGCUUUCAUGAAGCAUAUAAUUUACACAUCUGCACACACAACAUAUCAUAGUUCAAUGUCAUGUGGUGGUAGUGUGUAAAUACCUCCAUUAGCGUGAUAAAAUAAACCAAACAUUCCCCAUGGGAAAUCUACAGUGUAUGUCCCACGCUGAUCGUACCAACCUACAAGCUGAAACACGAUACUGGUGUAGAGUUUUACCCAGCUAUUCGUUGACAAUCGUAGACAGAGCAAAUAUGACUUGUCAAGCUGUGGAAUUAUCCUUAAAAUAAUAACAUAAUAACUUUCAUUUUGUCAGUUUAUUAAUACAACCAGUCUAAUGUUUAGCUCAGAAGCAACAAACGCCCAACGCCCACGGGGGCUAAUUAAUCAUGCCAAAGUGAACACACGUUAAUUGACUCAUUGUCAUUCAUUUGAAAUCUUCAAUAACUGUAAAGGGAGACUACUCUGGUGUUCUGUUCAGCCUCUAUUGUUACGAAGGUUGUCAGCGUGGGGCAUGGUUAUGUAUACUCAAAUUGAGCAGCCUAUGUUUUAAGUAGACGUCAUAAUCUGGUAUGUUUUACAUUAUUUUUAAAUAUUUGAUUAUAAACGCAAACCCAAAGCAGCUUAUUUUUCCAAUAUGAUGCACUCCUUCCUAUAGACUGUUUCAGGAUCUGUCUGGGAUUUUUAGGUUAACACGUUUACCUGUGGAACAUAAGGAAUGUCUUUUACUGUUCAGUGAAAUAGGUUUGAUAUAAAUGCAAUGACAAGGAUUUCUUUCGCAUCCAAAAAUAACUAAGUAUCUCUCAAGAAUGGCCUCUGCUAAAGUCCUUGAUCGAGUCCUGAACAUAGAUAGGUAAAUGGUUACUUGAUAUAUAUUGAAAAUCAUUUGUUACAACCUUUCGAUGAAGCAACAUUGGAGUGGUUUGAUAGAAAUGGUGUUAAAUUGAUCCAUGAUUUGCCUACAUGCUUCAACAUUUCUAAUAAACAUAAAUGUUCCACAUUGAAGUUGUUCGUUCUCCAUGUCCAUGAUCUAUGCUUAUCAUAUUUGCAUAUUGAGAAAUGACUUACUUCCGAUACCAGAGCUACAUGCGAGGCAUGAGAACGAGACAAAGAAUGAAUAUGCGGAUAUAAUGAGAGCGUAUUUUAACUUUCUGUAAAACAUAUGUAAAGGAGGGUUAUUUUUUACUGGUACGAUCAUCCAACAGGCAGUCAUACCCCACUCCUCUUAGCCAUCUUUCUAGGACAGGCCAGGUAUCCUGUCGUGGUUAUCAGUAUCGCGUGUUCAAACCGGAUUUAUUUACAUAAAUAUCAUAUUCCAAAUGUGCUGUGGAUAAAUAUUCACUCAUUUUAGGUUUAAAUGUAUGUUUCCAUAAUCCCCAUUGGCCGCUGUUAAAGCGACUUUCACCUCACCUAAGGUGGGAUCUUAUAUGUAUCCUGUGGUAGGAAGGAUGUGAUGAUUACAUUGGGUGAUUAUUAGUUAAUAUCAUUUCUGUAAUUAAUCAUUGGGGUUGUGUGUUUAUCUAUUCACAUAUGCUUUUUGGUAUAAACAAUGCGUUUGCAUAAUCUUUAACAAUAGUGUUUUCUCCUACAAGUAUAAUAAUCACAUCCCGAAUAUCACAUGAAUUAUUGUUAAUUCUUUUAAAUAUAUUUUAUACGCUCUUUCUGACUGCACUGCCUGGACACCAACAACGCCAGCCAUAACUGUUGAUUUUGUUUUAGGUGUCUCCCCGACAGUGCAGCCAGCAUUUGCACCCUGUAACAUUUUUUACUUCAAUAUACUAUCAUUAACUGUC